Messenger RNA from Magallana angulata, 2326 nucleotides. RefSeq names its product ATPase ASNA1 homolog. The coding region runs from base 45 to 1031 and encodes 328 amino acids. Lineage: Eukaryota; Metazoa; Mollusca; Bivalvia; Ostreida; Ostreidae. The transcript is spliced from 8 exons. Gene Ontology annotation, biological process: post-translational protein targeting to endoplasmic reticulum membrane. Gene Ontology annotation, cellular component: GET complex. The record is from RefSeq and is a predicted model, not a curated record. Gene Ontology annotation, molecular function: ATP hydrolysis activity; ATP binding.
CGAACAAAUUAUCAAAAAUAAUUACACCGGAAGUACACGUUAAAAUGGAUGAAACUGAGGAGUUGGAACCCUCUUUGCGUAAUGUUAUUGAGCAAACUUCAUUAAAAUGGGUGUUUGUAGGUGGUAAAGGAGGUGUUGGGAAGACAACAACAAGUUGCUGUUUGGCCACACAGCUGGCCAAAGUUCGUGAAAGUGUUCUGAUCAUUUCAACCGAUCCUGCCCAUAAUAUUUCAGAUGCAUUCAGUCAGAAAUUUUCUAAAGUUCCAACCCUUGUCAAGGGUUUUCAGAACUUGUAUGCAAUGGAAAUAGAUCCAAAUGUAGGGUUAUCUGAAUUACCUGAUGAAUAUUUUGAACAAGAUGUGAUGAGCAUGAGCAAGACUGUUGUCUCUGACUUACUUAGUGCGUUCCCUGGAAUUGAUGAAGCCAUGAGUUUUGCUGAAGUCAUGAAACUUGUCAAGGGAAUGAACUUUUCCUGUGUGGUGUUUGACACAGCUCCGACCGGCCACACGUUGAGGUUGCUUUCAUUUCCCUCUGUAAUAGAGAAAGGACUUGGGAAAAUUUUGAGACUUAAAAAUAAGAUUGGACCAUUUGUUUCCCAGAUGGCUGGAAUUUUGGGCAUGCAAGACGUUAAUUCAGACAUGAUGUCUACUAAGCUGGAUGAAAUGAUGGGCACAAUAAGACAAGUGAAUGAACAAUUCAAAAAUGCGGACCAAACGACGUUUGUGUGUGUUUGUAUAGCGGAGUUCUUAUCGUUGUAUGAGACAGAGAGGCUUGUGCAGGAACUGACCCAGUAUGGUAUAGACACACACAAUAUUGUUGUCAAUCAACUUCUGUUCCUAAAACAAGGGGAAGAACCAUGCAAGCUCUGUAAAGCCCGGCAUCGAAUUCAGGCCAAGUAUUUGGACCAGAUCGCAGACUUGUAUGAAGAUUUUAACGUGGUCAGGCUGCCAUUACAGGAAGAUGAAGUGAGGGGAGUGGAGAAGAUCAAGAACUUCUCUAAAUACCUGAUAGAACCCUACAAGCAUUGUUGAUGUCUGAUUUAUUUAUAUCAAUAAAAUAAUUGUUGUUAUAUCUAAUGACUUGAACAAUUUAUAUUUAGGUCAGUAUUUACCUCCCAAAAUGUUGAAAUUGCAUGCUUUGAUAUAAAGUGUAUUCUUUUGUAUCUUAGAUUUGUGAAUGUACAGUAAAACACGCUUAUAAUGAAAUGCCAGGGACUUGCAACUUUGUUUUGUUAUAAACUAAUUCUUCAAAUCCCUUAGUAAUACAAUGUUUAAAACCCACACUGGGAAUGAAAAUCACCAUACAAUAAGCAUCAAAUCAUUAUAAGCGUGUUGGCUAUAAGCCUGUGUUACUGUAUACAGUAAUUUGACAAUAACUUGCAUGCCUUGUUUUUCUGCUACAUGUACGUAAUUAAAUACAGUAUCUAGAUUAUCUUACACUUGAUGUGCUCCCAUAGAAGAAUUUUGAAUUCCUGGUAAUAAGAACAUGCCUUCAUUCUGGGGUCCUCUGUUCUUUCUGGACCAGUUUUAAGAUGUGUUCAUAUGUUCUACCUGUUUGAAUUAUAAGUAUGCUGGCAUAGCCAUUAAACGGGAUAUUUUUACACGUGUCAAAUGUCAAUCUGGUUGUAGAAGCAGUCUCUGUUAAGGUGGUAUGGUACACUUCAUGUUGUGACGUAUUGUUUAUCAAAAUAAACAUAAAAUAAAGUGUAAUUAUAUAAAUUGGUUCUCUCCCAGUAUGGUCACCUAACAGUGAAGCGCAGUGAGUAAGAGAGUUUACUACGAAUCUGUAAGUCAUGAAUUCGAAUCCCACUUGUGUGUUUUACAAUUUUUACCUCUCUUAAUAUUUUUAAAGCCAUGGUUUGGUUAAAUAUUGUAAAAUUUGAAAAUUCUAAACUGGUGAAAGUAUUUCAAUUAUAAAGUACUUUAAUCCACAUUUAUAUCAAUCUAAUUAGAUUGCAUUUAUAUCGACAGAUGUCCUAUACCACCUUAAUUUAUUAUGUACAUAUCAUUUUCGAAUGUGUAAUUUAUUUUAAAAUUAAAUGCUCAUAUACAAGCUUGAUCAUUAAGACUGAUUACCUUCAUGCUAUUAUUUAACUACUGAUGUACAUAUUGUCUUUUUUUUUUUUAAAAUGACCAAUUGUUAAUUGAAAUUGAAAGUUAUUGUAGGAUUACAAUAUUGAAUAUUCAUUAAUGUAAUGCUGGUCUUUCAAGGGCAAUAACUUAUGUCUCAAUGAAAAGAUGGAUGAAUUAAUUCAUUAUAUUGAUUAUAAUUGAUUGUUUCACUUGAAAUGAAUAUUGAAUUAAAGAGAGUCCCUGUUGUACAUGUA